AUGAAGUCUGGGCAUCUGUUUCUCUGCAUCGCGUGGUGCCUUCGCCACGUCUCUGCCGCGGAUGUUGCACGGAAGGUCGAGAGGCUGCUCGAGGAGCUUGUUCGGCCUGGCGCAGUGGAGGCCAAGGAAGGCCUGGAUUUUGCGUCCGUGAAGGAAGAAUUGGAAGCUUCCGGCUCCCACGGCUGCUUGGCCAUGCUCAACCUCUUCGGGGUGGCGGAUGGGCAGGGCGAACUGCGGCUGCCAAAAGGCUUCCCCCGGGACGCAACGGUGGGUCGGAGGCAUCUCGCCAAGGCGGUGGCGACGCCGAGGGCCCAGGAGGAUCCGUGGUCGUUCACGCUCCUGGGGCUUCUUCUGUCGGUUGGCAGCCCGGAGGUCGCCGGGCUGCAGUUGGAGGUGGUCGCCGGCCCUCAGGUGGUGGUGAGGAACCCCGAGGCUCUCCUCGAAGAGCCGGGAAGUGCCGCCAGCUCCCCAAAGGACGGGAAAGAGGCCUUCGACAGCGUUGGGGCCGCAUUCUGGGAGGCCGCAGAGCGCAAGGAGCCGCUGGGCAGCAUCGUCUUCGCAUCUCUCGUUCGCCGUGGGCUCACGGAUGUUCCGAUCUCGUGGACACGGCCACAAGCAGACGCAGAGGACAAGUCAUUGCUCCACCGCAUCCCAGACCUCCUUGGAGGCAAGCUGGAUGCUGUGGCCUCCGAGCGUGCCUGUAGGGCGCUGAGUACCCUGAUUACCCCGGCCAGGGAUGCGUCGGCGAACGAAGAGCCCCUGCUGGACAAGGCUGCUCUGACAUGGAAAGCGUGGCGGCACCGCGAGCGACGCUUGCCUAGUGACGAGGAUUGGCAACAGACCAAGGAGUACGUUGACCAUGUCAAGCAUGGAGCCGAGGUGAUGCAGCAGCCUCAGAGCAUGCGGGAGCUAGCGGCUCUGCACUUUCAGGGUCAUACGGAGGCGAAGCUGGCACAGAACAAGACGCUGGCAGAAAGCUACUGGACCCAAGCUGCCCGUGAGGGCGAUGUGUGGUCAGCUUGGCACGCGGCCCUCAGUUAUCUCCGAGAUGGCAAGGUCGAAGUGGCGGGCCCUUACCUGGACAUGGUAGGCAACUCCUCCGCUGCGCCCUUGGCCUUCAUGGCACUCCACUUCAAGUUCCGGUUCGGUGUCGGGCAGACCAAGGAUCCGACUCAGGCGGGGCAGUUUCUGAAGGCGGCUGCUGACUUCGGCAACUCCAACGCGCAGCUGAUCCUGGCACACAGCUAUAUGGGGUACACGCAUGGGAACAUGGAGGGUGUGUAUCCUCCAGGCGGGCCCGACAAAGCUGCAGCCCUGGUCUACUACAAAGUUGCUGCUGCAAAUGGCCGCCUCGUGCCCAAGCUGAAUGCAGGUUUGCUGAUUGCCCAAGGUGCUGACCCUUCCAUCCCUGAAAGAGACGUGCAGUGUGCCGUGGCAUAUCGUGAGCUGGCUGAAGUAGUCCACGCAGCUCAUCCCAGCGCACACUUGCUAUUCGCCCAUGCUCGCAGAUCCUUCAUGCUGGGGGAUUUGCUCGGGGCUCGCCUCCGCUUCGCCCUUCUCAGUGACGCUGGGUUUGUGAUGGCGCAUCUCAACUUGGCUUGGCUUUGGGACCAGGAGGCUCGCAAGCAGGCAUCCUUCUGGGGAUUCUGGGGCCGGUGGAGCGCAAGCCACAGCCCAGUCGUGCCAGCUUCGCUGGCCGCCCUGUACUAUCGGCGUGCUGCAGCCGCGGGGCAUGUGCCAUCCAUGACCGAGGUGUCUGUGCGAUUGCUCAAGGAGGCUGACCUCGCCGGGAUGGCCGGCACUUCAGAGACCGUGGUGGCUCUGCAGGCAGCGGCCUUCCGCUGGACGGCCCUGGCUGCGGAACGCGGCGACGGUCGCGCAAUCUUCGAUCAGGCGUACCUGCUGCAGUUCGGUAUCGGCACGCGCCAGGACGAGCAGCUGUCGCGAAAGCUCUACGGCAAACUGCUGGGAGGAAGCAGUGGCUGGUCGGCGAGGGUGGCAGCGCUGAGCUGGAUGGGGCUUACUGCAGCCCGCACCUAUUUCCUCAAGACAUGGGAUGGCCUGCGGCCCUUGCUGGGCUCCCUGGGCUCUCUUGCAUCGCUAAGACUCCCGCACUGGGCAACGAGGCAGGUGCAGGGCACCGAGGUCACCGAGGAGGAUCGCGCAGCCCACGCGCUCUUUGCGCGAGGAAGGCGGCUACAGGCUUGCAGCUUGCAUGCCGGAGGCUAUGUUGUUUCCGGCCGCCUCAUCUUCUGGAGGUGUGCCGUGAAUGCCCCGACGUGA
This is a messenger RNA of Symbiodinium natans, 2283 nucleotides long. The record is from the annotation of a GenBank genome assembly. Lineage: Eukaryota; Dinophyceae; Suessiales; Symbiodiniaceae.